This is a messenger RNA of Aspergillus clavatus NRRL 1, 1845 nucleotides long. Its product is annotated as ABC1 kinase family protein. Gene Ontology annotation, cellular component: mitochondrial inner membrane. NCBI's taxonomy places the organism in Eukaryota, Fungi, Ascomycota, Eurotiomycetes, Eurotiales, Aspergillaceae. Gene Ontology annotation, biological process: lipid homeostasis; mitochondrion organization. The transcript has 4 exons. The record is from RefSeq and is a predicted model, not a curated record. The coding region runs from base 1 to 1845 and encodes 614 amino acids.
AUGAGAGCGGCGCUCCGCACAUCGUUGCGGGCAUCGGAAUUUGACCCUGCGGUGGUCUUGAGAUCCAAGGCGAAUACAUCGAAGCGCGAUUAUGCCUCUCAGUCCCUUCACAGAUUUGCUUCAAGUACGAUAAGCCCGGGCACUGCGAUAUCUCGACGCCUCCUCCGCAGACCGUCGUCGCUUCGCGCGUUCUCGACACCGAGGACCUUUUCUACAAAGACACCUUACUUGGCCGAGGGGGCAAGUUCCGGACAAUCUGGAUCUAAGCAUUCGCGGAGGAGCGUCCUAAAAUAUGCGGUUAUCGUCGGUGCAGCUGGUGCUGCGGCGGUGACUUUCUCGGAUGAUGCACAACAUCUGUAUCGCGCGGCGCAGCGAACGGGACGAGUCGUCGGGACGUUGGCAGUUUGUAUCAACGACUACCGAGUCACACUCAAGCAAGAGCAUGCAACCCCAGAGGAACGACAACAGUCCCUCCGAGCGUGUCACAAGCGUUGCGCCGAACGCACCCUACGCGUCCUCGAGAAGAAUGGGUCGAUCUUCAUCAAGCUGGGUCAACACCUUAGCAGUAUGAGCUAUCUGCUUCCGCUGGAAUGGACAACGACCUUCAUCCCGCUCCAGGACCGAUGCCCCGUUUCGUCGAUCGAGUCUAUUGAGCAAAUGUUCGUCACCGACACGGGCCGUCGCAUCGACGAACUCUUUUCAAACUUCGAACCACUGCCAAUCGGCGCUGCAUCCCUCGCCCAGGUCCACAUCGGCACGCUGGGGGAGACAGGCCAGAAGGUCGCUGUGAAAGUGCAGCAUCCUGCGCUGGCGGAGUGGGUGCCCCUGGACUUGGCUCUGACAAGGUUCACCUUCUCCAUGCUGAAGCGGUUCUUUCCGGAAUAUGAUCUGGAGUGGCUGUCAAAAGAGAUGGAUUUCUCCCUCCCCCAGGAACUGGAUUUCCGUAUGGAGGCGGAGAAUGCCACGCGGGCCAGUGAGUACUUCAAGACACACUCAGAUGCACCAUUGGUCAUUCCAGAAGUCAUGUGGGCCCAGAAGCGCAUCAUGGUGAUGGAGUUUCUGUCUGGCCAUCGUCCAGACGAUCUUGAAUACCUAGACGCCAACAACAUCGACCGCGACGAAGUUUCCGCUGCAUUCGCGCACAUCUUCAACGAGAUGAUCUUUGGCGACAACGCCCCCUUGCAUUGUGACCCGCACGGCGGCAACAUCGCCAUUCGCAAGAACCCGAACCGGCGCCGCCAGAACUUUGACAUCAUCCUCUACGACCACGGUCUGUAUCGCGAUAUCCCCCGCGAACUGCGCCGCAACUACGCCAAGCUCUGGCUGGCGGUCAUCGAAGCGGAUAUCCCGCGGAUGCGCGAGUACGCGCACAAAGUGGCGGGCAUCACCGACGAGCAGUUCCCGCUCUUUGCCAGCGCGAUCACCGGGCGCGAUUACACCGUGCUCGCCAACAAGGCCGUGGCGUCGUCGCGCACCGCCGCGGAAAAGGAAAACAUCUCCGGCGCACUCGGUGAGGGUAUGCUGCAGCAGCUCGUCGAGCUUCUGGGCAAGGUUCCCCCGAUCAUCCUCUUGAUUCUCAAGACGAACGAUCUAACCCGCAGCCUCGACGAAAACCUACACACCCGCCAGGGCCCCCUACGCACCUUCCUGAUCCUCGCGCGCUACGCCACGCGCACCGUCUUCGAGGAGAAAAUAGACAACAUCAUCGAGACGGGCGGGUUCCUGCGCCCGCUCAAUAUCCUGCGGUUCCUGUGGGCCUGGACGGGCUAUCUGCGGGUGGAGCUGAAACUCUCCGUGUACGAGACCCUACUGUCUCUGAAGAGUCGGCUUGGGUUGGUUGAGUAG